AUGUAUUCCGAGAUUGAGAGUGCUGCAAUCGCUGGAGACAUUCCCGAGCCGGACGCUAUCACAUCCUCUCCAAGUUUCACAUCACAGCUCAAAUCAGCUGUCGCCAAAGUUUGCGAAUUGCAAAAGACCCACAAAGCUGCGCGCGAGGAAUACGCUCUGUACAUGAAGCAGACGAAUCGCAACGCAGAUGAGCUCAAGACGAAGAUGCGACGUGUCAAAGACUGGAACACGCCGCUUGCAGAAGCGAUCAAGUUGGAAACCGACAUCACGCUUAAGAUAGAUGAGAACAUUAAGAAGUUGACCUUGCAGCCAUAUCAUUCUGUGUGCGCAAAGGUUGUCGGGCUACCACGGGAACUCCGAAACCAGAUAUAUGGCCACGUUUACCGAGCCUUGUAUAUCAAUAUCGACUGGCCCGACCCUCACAGUGUUAUGGGUAUGCCAAUGUUGCGCGGGUGGGCGCGUAAGACUCCCGGCAGCUUUCCCAUCGAUACGGCGGAAUUGUGGAUUGGAGAUGUGCUCGCGUAA
Messenger RNA from Parastagonospora nodorum SN15, 525 nucleotides. RefSeq lists its product as hypothetical. The record is from RefSeq and is a predicted model, not a curated record. The coding region runs from base 1 to 525 and encodes 174 amino acids. Lineage: Eukaryota; Fungi; Ascomycota; Dothideomycetes; Pleosporales; Phaeosphaeriaceae. The transcript is spliced from 2 exons.